Trichoderma virens Gv29-8 is the source of this 2012-nucleotide messenger RNA. RefSeq lists its product as uncharacterized. Lineage: Eukaryota; Fungi; Ascomycota; Sordariomycetes; Hypocreales; Hypocreaceae. The record is from RefSeq and is a predicted model, not a curated record. Gene Ontology annotation, cellular component: plasma membrane. Gene Ontology annotation, biological process: transmembrane transport. Gene Ontology annotation, molecular function: purine nucleobase transmembrane transporter activity. The coding region runs from base 43 to 1668 and encodes 541 amino acids. The transcript has 7 exons.
UUCUUUAGGGAGAUUCGCGCUGGAUUGACAACUUUUGCGACAAUGGCAUACAUCAUUGCUGUCAAUGCCUCGAUCCUCUCUCAGACUGGUGGAACUUGCGCCUGCAGUCUGACAGAUAAAUUCCAAUGCGAUACUAUCCCCGACUAUGUGGACUGUAAAGAAGGCAUGUUUGAUCUUGUUCGCAGAGACCUGAUUACUGCUACAGCAGCUCUGGCCGGCAUCUCGUCUUUGUGUUUUGGCUUGUUUACCAACCUUCCCGUUGCUCUUGCUCCAGGAAUGGGUCUCAACGCCUAUUUUGCUUAUCAGGUUGUUGGCAGCAAUGGUAGCGGUGCCAUCUCCUAUCGCACCGCUCUGACUGCCGUCUUCUUUGAAGGUCUUAUAUUCAUGUUCCUCGCCCUCACAGGGAUGCGCCAGUGGCUCGUCAGGCUCAUCCCUGCCACCAUCAAGACCGCUACUGGUGUUGGAAUUGGCUUCUUCCUCACAGAAAUCGGACUUUCUUACUCGUCUGGUAUUGGCGCCAUCACGGGUGGCGGUAUAUCGACGCCUCUUAGCUUGGGCGGUUGCCCAUCUGAUAUGAUUAAUGCAGUGACAGGAGCAUGCAAUGGAGGCCAGAUGACAAACCCAACUGUGACCAUUUUACUGACCUUUGCAUUUCAUCACAGCCGCAACACUCCUGUCACUUAUUUCCCCGACACGCCAGAGGGCGACUCUCGCUUCUCCUUUUUCAAACAAAUCGUCGCAUGGCACCCUCUAUCCAAGACGCUCAACCAGCUUGAUUGGAACCUCGACACCACUAGCACUACGCACUUUGUUCUUGCUCUCUUCACGUUCCUCUACGUCGACAUAAUCGACGCCACUGCUACACUAUACUCCAUGGUCCGUUUCUGCGGCGUUGUCAAUCCCAAAGACGGCGACUUCCCCCGCUCAACCAUUGCAUACUGCACCGACGCGGCAUUCAUAUCCAUCGGAUCUCUGUUUGGAUGCUCUCCCGUUACGGCAUUCAUCGAAAGCGGCGCGGGCAUUGCGGAGGGUGGACGUACCGGCCUCACGGCUGUGGUUGCGGGACUAUGCUUUAUCGUCUCGAUAUUCUUUGCUCCUAUAUUUGCUUCUAUUCCGCCGUGGGCUACGGGAUGUACGCUCAUUUUGGUUGGAUGCAUGAUGAUUCGGCAGAUCACUCAGGUUAAUUGGCGUUACAUUGGUGACGUCCUGCCUUCUUUUGUCGUCAUGACGUUUAUUCCGUUUAGCUACAGCGUUGCCUACGGCCUCAUUGCUGGUCUUUUUGUCUAUACUACCCUCAACGGCCUCAUUGGCCUCGUGGUCUUCCUUUCCAGCAAUCGCAUUGAACCCCGUGAAUACGAUCUCAAAGAGUACUGGACCUGGAGAGGCUCUGGCCGUGCACCGUGGUUCGUCCGAGCUAUGAGAAAGGGCGACGGUCACGAUUCACCUUCUUCAGGAGACAACCACAAUAACAACGGUAACACAACUGCCACUUCUUCUGUUCCUAGCGAGGAGGAGAGGCAGCGGGGAUUCAAUAUCCAGCACGAUUGUGACAAUCUUUGCACCAAGGGUGAUUCUGGGACGACAGAAGAUCAUUCUAGGAUGCAUUUUUGUCAGGAUGAAGAUUAUGAUUAUCAUCGGUCUUCGCCUUUGAGGGGUAUAGCUCGUUGAAUUGCGUAUUCGCUCAUUCCUCUCUCGCAGGGCAUGCUUGAAUGACUUUGUUUCUCUUGACGGGUCAAGAAUACGCAGUAACGUGGACAUGAACGAAUAAUGGGGGGAUAUGAAGAUGGCUAAUGUGGACAAUGGCGUCGCAUAUCCGGAUUUGCUUACUUGGUGUCUGAAGCCGAAUGCUUUGUGUAGGUGAGAGCUCGCUGUUGAUCGGAACCGGUAGUUAACUUUCCACAUACAUACCAUAUGCACAGAAAUGAGAUUUUCUCUUCAAUCGCUCUCCAUCUCAGAUCUCGUGUAUCAUGCAUGUAUCGUUCCCGCAAUGGAUAGUAUGUCAAAUAAUAAAA